Molecule: messenger RNA, 2100 nt
Organism: Cryptosporidium ubiquitum
Lineage: Eukaryota; Apicomplexa; Conoidasida; Eucoccidiorida; Cryptosporidiidae
Product: HSP90 protein
Exons: 1
Coding region: 1-2100 (699 amino acids)
Biological process (GO): protein folding; cellular response to heat; protein stabilization
Cellular component (GO): protein-containing complex; cytosol; perinuclear region of cytoplasm
Molecular function (GO): ATP binding; ATP hydrolysis activity; ATP-dependent protein folding chaperone
Source: RefSeq, a predicted model, not a curated record
AUGGUAGAGACUUUUGCAUUCAAUGCUGAUAUCCAGCAGCUGAUGAGCUUAAUCAUCAACACCUUCUACAGCAAUAAGGAAAUCUUCUUGAGAGAAUUGAUUUCUAAUGCUUCUGAUGCUUUGGACAAAAUCAGAUAUGAAUCUUUGACUGAUCCAGAACAAUUAAAGAGCAAUGAAGAAAUGCAUAUCAGAAUUAUUCCAGAUAAGGUUAACAAUACUUUAACUAUUGAAGAUUCUGGUAUUGGUAUGACUAAGAAUGAACUUAUUAACAAUUUGGGUACUAUUGCUCGUUCAGGUACAAAGGCAUUUAUGGAAGCAAUCCAAGCUGGUGGUGAUGUUAGCAUGAUUGGUCAAUUUGGUGUUGGUUUCUAUUCUGCUUAUCUUGUUGCUGAUAAAGUUACUGUAAUUACCAAACACAAUGGUGAUGAACAAUAUAUUUGGGAAUCUUCAGCAGGUGGUUCAUUUACUAUUACUAAUGAUACAUCUGAUAAUAAGUUACAAAGAGGUACUAGAAUUAUCUUACACCUCAAGGAAGAUCAAUUAGAUUAUCUUGAGGAGCGUACAUUAAGAGAUUUAGUAAAGAAGCAUUCUGAGUUUAUUUCCUUCCCAAUCGAACUUUCAGUUGAAAAGACUACAGAGAAAGAAAUCACCGAUUCUGAUGUUGAUGAAGAAGAGGAAAAGAAGGAAGGAGAGGAGGGAGAAGAUGCACCAAAGAUAGAAGAGGUUAAAGAAAAGGAGCCAAAGAAAAAGAAGAUUACAGAAGUAACCCAAUCAUGGGAUUUACUUAACAAAAAUAAGCCAAUUUGGAUGAGAAAACCAGAAGAAGUUACUUUCGAGGAAUACUCUUCUUUCUAUAAAUCCAUAUCCAAUGACUGGGAAGAUCCUCUUGCAGUUAAGCACUUUUCAGUUGAAGGUCAAUUAGAAUUUAAGGCAAUUCUCUUUAUCCCAAGAAGAGCUCCAUUUGAUCUUUUCGAAACCAGGAAGAAGAGAAACAAUAUUAAACUCUAUGUACGUAGAGUUUUUAUUAUGGAUGACUGUGAAGAAUUAAUUCCAGAAUUCUUAGGAUUCGUUAGAGGUGUCGUUGAUAGUGAAGAUCUUCCAUUAAAUAUUUCGAGAGAGUCACUACAACAAAACAAGAUUCUUAAGGUUAUCAAGAAGAACAUUGUAAAGAAAUGUUUAGAGUUGAUUACCGAAAUUACUGAGAAACCAGAUGACUACAAGAAAUUCUAUGAACAAUUUAGCAAGAAUCUUAAAUUGGGUAUCCAUGAAGAUACUACCAACAGAAAUAAGAUUAGUGAGCUUCUUAGAUAUCAAACAUCAAAGAGUGGUGAGGAACUCAUUAGUUUGAGAGAGUAUGUUGAUAGAAUGAAGGAAAACCAAAAGGAGAUUUACUAUAUUACUGGUGAGUCAAUCCAAGCAGUACAAAACUCACCAUUCCUUGAAAAACUUAGAAAGUUGGAUUAUGAGGUAAUUUACAUGGUUGACCCAAUUGAUGAGUACUGUGUACAACAAAUGAAGGAAUUUGAUGGUAAGAAAUUGAGAUGCUGCACCAAGGAAGGUCUUACUUUAGAAGAGACAGCUGAGGAGAAAGAAGCCUUUGAAGCUCUUCAAAAGGAAUAUGAACCCUUGUGCCAGUUAAUCAAGGAAGUUCUCCAUGACAAAGUUGACAAAGUUGUUACAUCUCAACGUAUUUCUGAUUCUCCAUGCGUACUUGUUACAUCCGAAUUUGGAUGGUCUGCAAAUAUGGAACGUAUUAUGAAGGCUCAAGCCCUUAGAGAUACUAGUAUGACAUCUUACAUGAUGUCCAAAAAGACUAUGGAAAUUAAUCCAUACAAUUCUAUUAUCACUGAACUUAAGACCAAGAUUUCUAAUGACAAGUCUGAUAAGACAGCAAAGGACUUGAUCUGGUUACUUUACGAGACAUCACUCCUUACUUCUGGUUUCUCACUAGAGGACCCAACUCAAUUCUCAUCUAGAAUCAACAGAAUGAUCAAGCUUGGUCUUUCUAUUGAUGAAGAAGAUAUUGUUGAUGAUUUGCCACCUCUUGAACCAGUAAAUGAUGCAGAGCUUCAGGCAUCUAAGAUGGAAGAGGUUGACUAA